This is a messenger RNA of Gymnodraco acuticeps, 4916 nucleotides long. It is a transcript of the gene mcu, whose product is annotated as mitochondrial calcium uniporter. Gene Ontology annotation, biological process: mitochondrial calcium ion homeostasis; calcium import into the mitochondrion. The transcript has 9 exons. NCBI's taxonomy places the organism in Eukaryota, Metazoa, Chordata, Actinopteri, Perciformes, Bathydraconidae. Gene Ontology annotation, cellular component: uniplex complex; mitochondrial inner membrane. The coding region runs from base 70 to 1203 and encodes 377 amino acids. The record is from RefSeq and is a predicted model, not a curated record. Gene Ontology annotation, molecular function: calcium channel activity; uniporter activity.
CCCUCUUCCCUUCGGUGCGUCUCGGUCCGCCCGCAGCAGUCUCCUUCACAGCGAGGUUUCACUACAGAGAUGGCUGCGAAAGUGUGCAGAUCAGUACUCCUGUUGUCCCGGAGCAGCGGAGCGGCGGCCGGCAGCCUCCCCGCACUUGUUGUCUCUUCACAGCGACAUCAUCAGCACAUAAGACCGCAGGAGGUACUGUCGGCUCCUUUCACCCGUCAGACUGUGAGGAGAGCACAUGGCCUACGGUCUGCAGCCCACUCUACAAUCUUCACCCAGCCCCCCACUGCCCUGUCUCCGCAGGUUUGGAGGGGCGCCCCCACAUGGCACGGCCAGAGACUGUUGUGUUCCUCCGCCACUCCAGACGAGGUGACAGUGGUGUAUCAGAAUGGGCUGCCGGUGAUCUCAGUCAGUUUGCCGUCCCGGCGAGAGCGCUGUCAGUUCACCCUCAAGCCUCUCAGCGACAGUGUGGGAGUUUUCCUGCAACAGCUCCAGGCCGAGGACAGAGGCAUCGACCGUGUAGCCAUCUACUCCACGGAUGGAGCGAGGGUCGCCUCCUCCACAGGAAUAGACAUCCUGCUGCUGGAUGAUUUCAAGCUUGUCAUCAACGAUACCACACACCUUGUGCGACCACCACGGAGAGAGCUACUACCCCACGAAGAGGGAGAGAGGCUGAAUGACGUCAAGUUUCUGGUGCAGCAGCUCUACACCACCCUACGCAUUGAGGAGCACCAACUCAGCAAGGAACGCGAGCUGAUUGGACGACUUGAGGACCUCAACUCUGAACUCCGCCCCUUAGAGAAGAUGAGGGUGGAUCUGAAUAGGAAGGCAGAGCGGCGUACCACCUUGGUGAUGUGGGGUGGCAUGGCGUACAUGGCCACCCAGUUUGGUGUACUGGCCCGACUCACCUGGUGGGAGUACUCCUGGGAUAUCAUGGAGCCCGUCACCUACUUUAUCACCUACGGCACGGCCAUGUUCAUGUACGCCUACUACGUGCUUACUCGCCAGGAGUAUAUUUACCCCGACGCUAGAGACAGACAGUAUCUGCUGUUCUUCCACAAGGGGGUGAAAAGGACACGCUUUGACAUCGAGAAGUACAACCUGCUGAAGGAUGAUAUUGCUGAGGUGGAGUUGGAUCUGAAGCGUCUUCGGGACCCGCUCCAGCUCCAGCUCCCAGUCCAGCAGCUCACCUCCAGUAAAGAUUGAUGGGAAGAGUGACUCCCCUCCUCUCUCAGCUCCUGCAACUUCCUUUUCCUCCUCCCACUUCCGUCCAACACCCUCCUCCCUCCCAAUUUACCCCAAACUCUCUCCUCCCCCAUCCCUCCCACACCCAAUAACCCCAUCCCGUUCUCGACUGUGAGAGUUAGUUUUCCCCCUUUUUUUUCCCUUCUUUUUUCUUUUUUUUCUUUCCUGACUGAAAACUCCAGUUGGAAUUGCAAGAGGAUAACCGCUAAAAAAAAAUCAAAGAUAGGAUGGCGAGAGUACCGGGAACUUGAAAAAACUCUCCCAGCCGAAGGAAGGGUGAGGAUGAUGAAAAGGACAACGAUGAUGAAGGAAUAAAACUGGGCACUAUGGAUACGCCUCAAGUCUCCGGAGGGACAGCCUGCAGGGAACUUCAGGGGGCAAACAGGACUCAUUAUCACACCUCUAGACACAGAGGGGCGCUGAUUGUGGAGUGUGUGUGUGUGGGGGACUUUCAGGGUACAAUGGGACACCGACCCUGGCCGAUUUGAGGGUCGACACACCCGCUUAAUCCGGCUUCCUCUUGCAGUCAAACUGUCGGCACACACACCUUCUCUUGGUUGGGGCAGGAGUCUCUAUCCCACACGUUUUACAAGGAAGUCCUGACUGUAGUCGCACCACCAGGGGACCUCCGUCUUCCUGUGGCUGAACUCUGCUGCCUCUCCCUCCCUGGGCCCCGCCUUCUCCAGGUGACGGACAGCUGUCCCUCCCAGUGUGACCUUUCCUUGCAGGAUAUAGGCAUGACGACGCCUCGUUUCCUCUUCCUGUUGACGUCCUGUAGCGGCCCGGGUCUGCGCAAGUAUGAGAGUACUACCGACAACAACAUCACUGUGUGUUCUUUUACUCCGAAAAAAAUAUUUUGGCACUUUUUAUUUUGAAAGCCAUAGUAUAUUUGUUAUGAAAAGAAUAUAAAUAUAUAUAUGUAUACAAUCAAAUAAACAGAUGACCAGAGGCUAGUUUUUUUCAGUGGGGGGAGGAGCUCUCUUACAAACAUCAUUUAAUCAGAAACUAAUUUACAUCCUCUUGAGAUCUUCUGCCAUGAAAGGUCCUCUGCUAACAGUCCAGCGCACGCACACACACACACACACACACACACACACACACACACACACACACACACACACACACACACACACACACACACACACACACACACACACACACACACACACACACACACACACACACAGCAGUAUAAAGUAUGCAUUCACUACUAACUAUUUCAUAUAUUGUCCUGACAAAUACACAAUGUAUUUCACAGUAACUACGUCUUGGUUGGGCGUAAGGCUCCUGUGCAUGGCCACCAAAGGGGGGAAUCUAUGUUGAAAUCAGGGUGAAAAUGACUGAUCGGAAUUGAUUUUGAGCAACGCAGAAUGUCGAUGUGGAUAAUGCCAUGCUUGACCUCUAUAAUCAUCUCACGAACACAAAAAAUGCUGCGGAAAUGCUUAAUGAAGGGGUUAAAAUGUGCAGUGACCAUUGUCUCAGAGAAACCCACAGGCUUGUAUAUCUGAUGAACUGAGUGGCUUUAGAAACAAGUAAAGCCUCAUUAUACAGCAGGAGUAAUCCGCCUGCAAUCCUUUUCCCACAAUAUCAUAUAUAUAAUUUCUCCUUUUCCAAUCCAAAGUCUUGUUCUUGGAGGUGAAAAAUGACCAUUUCCAGAUUUUCAGUGACCUGGCCUUUAGCUUAGCAGCAUGUGAUGUGCUUUUCAACAUAAGAUUUGUAUAGGAUUCUCCUUCACAAAGCUUAUAGACAAAGUAACAGAAGGCUGAAUCUAAAAAAAAAAGAAGUGUUUUGGCAUUUAUUCACAGAGGCUUUUUUUUUGUUUUCUCCUCCCACUGUUGCUGUAACGCCCCCCUGCUCCCUCGAAGGCAAGGCAGGGUAGACUGCAUGCUGUGGUAUGCCCUCAGUAGAAAUGUGUGAAUGUGUAGGAGCAUUAUUGCAAUUUUGUACUUAAUUGGACACUUUUCUUUGCCACAUCUAGCUGAAGUCUCACCCCCCCCUGAUUGAGGUUGAAUCAGAAGCCAUAUGUUACAUUUUUUCCAUUUUGGGAUGGUCACUGAAUAAACCGUUGUUUGGCUUUACUUAGCUUUCUGUUCUGAAGACUUCACCCAAAACUGCUGUAGAUGGCCUCUGCAGAAAAGCAAUGACUUGACAUCCCCUGAACAUGAACAUCCUGCAUGUGUGCCUCGUGUGGACAGUCGGCUGAAUCCUACUGCAGAGAUCCAUGUUUAACUGCAGAUUUUGUAUUAAAUGCAUGAUUUUAGCUCAAAUCAGAAGUUAUUCAUGCAGAUUUCAAGGCAGGAGUUGGUCAAAUCUGUUAGUGUGUGUGUGUGUGUUUUAUCUCCAAGGAAAUUGGUUCCUCUUGGAUGACUAAUCAUUUAAAAGGUAGAUAAUAAUUAAGUUAUCUGUAGAAAAGCAAUGAUAUGAUCAUUGAGAAAGUAAAUCUCUCAUUUAGAAUGCACCUUUAUUCAAAGGAAGGAACACAUUUACAUUUUUGAGAGUGGAAAUCAACUUUAUUGUGCGCCUGUGAAUGCAUGUGUCGGUUUAAUACACGUCUUGACAAGUUGGUGCAUUGUGGGCAAAGUUUAGAUCAUUCAUGAAUCCUUUUCCUCUAAUCACUGACUGGUAGAAAAUUAAUUCCGCCCUCAUCCCACUUCAUCACACACACACAUACACACACACACACACACACACACACACACACACACACACACACACACAGUGACGUUGGUGUUUCCUUGGAGAUGUACUGUGGCAGGUGAGAGAGCCGCUGUCUGCAGUCCGAUCCUCCCCUCUGCGGUUUCCACACAACUCACCAUCACCUCCUCUUUUUAUCACGCCAUCCACCGUUUAUUGCCUUGUUUUUUUCUCAUUUCUUUUUUAAAAAGCUAAAUAUAUCAAAUAUAGGGAAACUUUAUUAUAAAGAGGGUGUUGCAUGAAUGUAUGUUUACAUGGGAAAUUAUGUGAAAAAUAAAAAAGACGAUUUAUCAACAAAAAAAAUAAACUGCAGAGAUAAUUUAAGAACGUUGUUUGUAGAGAUUCCUAGAUAUAAAGGGCAGUGGACAGGGCUGCGACUUUAGAAAUGCCCUGCCAAAUCUGACUUAAAUCCCAGCCAACCAACUGCUCAAACCCUACUCCCAUCCUCACCUUAUUUACUCCCAUAAACCCCUCCCUCAGAGUGCAUUAAUGAUCCCCAAAUGGAAGGAUAAAACACCCUCCAUCCUCGAUGCACCUGUAAAGGAGGAGACCUCAUGACCUCGGUUACUAACGUCCUGGAUUUAAGUCCAAAGAAAGAGUCAGGCUUUUUCGGGGAUCACCUCCCAUUCUCGUCCCUCUCUCCCGUUAUUUUCAUCCACCCUCAGUCUUUUUUCCUCCAAAGCGACAUUAUUAUUCUAUGUUUUCAAAGUGUGUUAUGUUUUUAAUAUCUUGUUUGUCUGCACUUACAAUAAGAUGUUUUAAAAUGCCUAUAGAGUGACGCAGAAUAUGAGAUUGAAAUGAACUUGUACUCCAUUCUGACCUCUAAUUUUAUUUCGUUGUUCUUGUCUGUUUUUCUUCUGUUGACAUGAUGCUGUAAUGUUGGCAAAAAAGAAAAAUGUAAAAUCCUGUAUCAUUUAUGAAAUAUGUAUAAAAGAGAAAUGUAAUUCAAUUAUCAAUAAAAUCCUUAUCCAGUUUUUGGA